AUGCGAAUCAACACCCCUACCGAUGCCUUUUGGGGCCCACCAAGCUCUAAAGCUAACUUUUGCGAGCAGGAUUAUGUUGUGACAAGAUAUGUCGCGGAAUUCAUCAACAGCUUGACCAACCUAUGUUAUAUCUUCUAUGCGAUCUACGGCCUACGCCGAUUACAGCAGACUGGCAGUAUUGGUUUCUCUCGCGUCCUCCCCUACGGGGGCUUGAUGGCAGUUGGACUUUGCUCUGCAAUCUACCACAUCAGUCUACAAUACCACACUCAGAUGCUGGACGACCUAUCUAUGCUUUUCACAACCACCCCACUGCUGCAUAGAGUUUUGACAGUAAACGCCAAUCGCAAAGACUCAAUUAUCGCGGGUGCAGUUAUUUAUGUAGCUCUCUCGCUACUUGUGAUUUACCACGUCACAACGGAUGAAUUAAUUAUUCACGCUUCGUUUUUUGUUAGCAGCAUCACUAUCAUCGGUAUUCGGACUAUUCAGCUACUCAAACAACGCACCACUGAAAAUUCAACAGCUCGGCGACAGAUUUGGGGUAUGGUUGUAUUUGGGGCUGGCAUCUUUCAUCUUGGAUAUAUUGUCUGGCUUGUGGAUAGCUGGGCCUGUGAGUGGCUUACGAGUGCACGAGCGGCAAUUGGGCUUCCUUGGGCAUGGCUGCUAGAACUUCACGGAUGGUGGCACCUCUUCACCGGUAUCGGCGCCUAUACUUUUAUUGCGGUCAUUGAUCAACUUGUGUCAAGUGAGGAUCAUCAGGAUAUUGAUGCAAAUUUUGCCUGGCCGGCAUCAUGGGCUUCCCAGUCAAUAUUUGCCGGAGUUGCUUCCACUAUGGUUGGUCUCGCUGAGGAAGCGGUCAACCGUCAGGGAUUGUUUGGGCAAAAGGAGUCUGUCAGACGGUGGUUCCAAAGGGCUUGCCUCUACCUCCAAGCUGUCAGAUCACAGGGAAAGGCUCAGGCAGGCAUAGAGGAAGCUUACAAUCCUCUCAUCACUACAGAACUUACCCACAAUGCCACCACCCCGUCGCCGCCGCCCGAAGCCACCUCUCUGGGCCCGUUUUCGAGCAUAGCUUCACUACGCACACUCACCCCUCGCCCUACAUCAUAG
Messenger RNA from Penicillium verhagenii, 1104 nucleotides. RefSeq names its product ceramidase. The record is from RefSeq and is a predicted model, not a curated record. The transcript is spliced from 9 exons. Gene Ontology annotation, cellular component: endoplasmic reticulum membrane. Gene Ontology annotation, biological process: ceramide biosynthetic process; ceramide catabolic process. Lineage: Eukaryota; Fungi; Ascomycota; Eurotiomycetes; Eurotiales; Aspergillaceae. Bases 1 to 1104 code for a protein of 367 amino acids.